Myotis davidii is the source of this 1697-nucleotide messenger RNA. It is a transcript of the gene HPCAL4, whose product is annotated as hippocalcin like 4. NCBI's taxonomy places the organism in Eukaryota, Metazoa, Chordata, Mammalia, Chiroptera, Vespertilionidae. The coding region runs from base 170 to 745 and encodes 191 amino acids. Gene Ontology annotation, molecular function: calcium ion binding. The transcript is spliced from 4 exons. The record is from RefSeq and is a predicted model, not a curated record.
AUGCAAAUCCUGUCGCCUCCGAGAGACACAAGUGAUACCAGCACUGGGAGGCGGCUGCAGCGCGGAUCUUGGGGAACCUGGCCGCCCACCCACAACCCAGUCUCGAUCCCCGAGUCCAGCUGAGGCUCGGAGCCAUCCGGCGACCCGGCGAGCGGCCUCAGGCCCCGCCAUGGGGAAGACCAACAGCAAGCUGGCCCCGGAGGUGCUGGAGGACCUGGUUCAGAACACCGAGUUCAGCGAGCAGGAGCUGAAGCAGUGGUACAAGGGCUUCCUGAAGGACUGCCCCAGCGGCAUCCUCAACCUGGAGGAGUUCCAGCAGCUCUACAUCAAGUUCUUCCCGUACGGCGAUGCCUCCAAGUUUGCUCAGCACGCUUUCCGCACCUUCGACAAGAACGGCGAUGGCACCAUCGACUUUCGGGAGUUCAUCUGCGCCCUUUCUGUCACUUCCCGCGGCAGCUUCGAGCAGAAACUCAACUGGGCCUUUGAGAUGUACGACCUGGACGGCGACGGGCGCAUCACGCGCUUGGAGAUGCUGGAGAUCAUCGAGGCUAUCUACAAGAUGGUGGGCACCGUGAUCAUGAUGCGCAUGAACCAGGAUGGGCUCACGCCCCAGCAGCGUGUGGACAAGAUCUUCAAGAAGAUGGACCAGGAUAAGGAUGACCAGAUUACUCUGGAGGAGUUCAAGGAGGCAGCCAAGAGUGACCCAUCCAUUGUGCUGCUGCUGCAGUGUGACAUGCAGAAGUAGAGAGCAAAGGCUGGUGAGGGGCUGGGCCCUGGCCAGGAGGAGCGGGGCCACCUCCCAACCCCAUGACCUCUCUGGCUGGCCCUUCCCUAGGGGCAGGGGUACUCCAGCCUCAUUUUCUGGCCCACCCACCCCUCUGCCCAAGCCCCUGCUCCCCUCAAUCAAGAUCUUUGAGGGAACACUUCACCCUGGAAAAGAGAGAUCCUCAGGUGUCCUGUGGUCUAGACCCACCCCCAGUCUUGGCCCAGAACUAACAUCCACUGGGCAAAGGGGAGUUAGCUUUGCCCCUAUAGGCAGGGUUAAGGAGGGAGGCUGGGUUCUGCUUUGAAAGUCCGUUCUUCCUGGGGUUAUAUUUUAUAAGAUGUGGUUCCACACACCCCAGUUAAAGGGCCAAAUUGGGUCUGUCCUUUAUUAAGGACCCAGGUCCCUUACAGGUGGUCUCUGCCCUGUUCCCUCAACUCUCCCUGGCUCUUUUGGCUCCUGUCUUUGAAGCGUUCAUUCAGUCCUUUCUUCAGCUAACAGUCAUUGAACCCCUGUUCAAUGUCAGGCACCUCUAGGUGCUAAGGAUAUGGUAGUCUACAGGACACAUUCUGUGCCCUCCGGAAGCUCACACAGUGAGGCAGGCUUCCAGUGGUCAGAGACGUUGAACACAGCUGAGCACAGGGUGGGUAAGGCUGGUUAGUUUGAGAGGAACUAUUAAAUCUUUCCACUCCAUUCUAUGCAGAGCUGCAGGAGGAUAAAUGAAGUGUUUGGAAGUCUAAGAACCAUGUAAGUGGAAGUUUUAAGAAAAAUUGAAAUUUAUGCAAUACCUAAUUUUUUUUAGUACCCUUAAAAGGAGCUAAAGUAAUUUUAUUAGUUUAGGGUAUUAAAACAUACUCUAUAUUACUUGAUUUCUUAUAAAAUAAUAAAAUGAAUACAGAAAUGCUAAUUUUCAUGGGGAAAAAGAGCUGAGAGA